Messenger RNA from Onychomys torridus (southern grasshopper mouse), 1281 nucleotides. RefSeq names its product epoxide hydrolase 2 (gene Ephx2). The record is from RefSeq and is a predicted model, not a curated record. NCBI's taxonomy places the organism in Eukaryota, Metazoa, Chordata, Mammalia, Rodentia, Cricetidae. The coding region runs from base 100 to 1281 and encodes 393 amino acids. The transcript is spliced from 13 exons.
CGGUGCUGAGCCUGUCCCCAGCCACCCACUCCAGUCAAGGCCGCAGGCCUCCAGCUCCUGGUCUCUGUGUGUUUGCUUAGCUCCGCAGCCCCGGCCGCCAUGGCGUUGCGUGUGGCAGCAUUCGACCUUGACGGAGUGCUGGCCCUUCCCUCUAUCGCCAGCGCCCUUGGCCGCACCGAGGAGGCCCUGGCGCUGCCCAGAGGCUUCCUGACCAAUGCUUUCCAGAAGGAAUGUCCAGAGGGACCCAAUGAGCAAUUCAUGAAAGGGAAGAUCACAUUUUCCCAGUGGGCACCACUCAUCGAAGAGAGCUGCAGGAAGCACUCCAAAGCCUCUGGAACCAGCCUGCCUGAGAAUUUCUCCAUAAGUCAAAUAUUCAGCCAAGCCAUGGCAGCGAGAAGCAUCAACCGGCCCAUGCUCCAGGCAGCUAUUGCUCUCAAGAAGAAAGGAUUCACAACAUGCAUCGUCACCAACAAUUGGCUGGAUGACAGCGACAAGAGAGGCAGCUUGGCGCAGAUGAUGUGUGACCUGAGCCAGCACUUUGACUUCCUGAUUGAGUCCUGUCAGGUCGGGAUGAUCAAGCCUGAGCCUCAGAUCUACAAGUUUGUACUGGAAACCCUGAAGGCCAAACCCAACGAGAUUGUUUUUCUAGAUGACUUUGGGAGUAAUCUGAAGCCAGCUCGUGACAUGGGGAUGGUCACCAUCCUGGUCCGUGACACAGACACUGCUCUGAGAGAAUUGGAGAAGGUCACAGGGACACAGUUUCCUGAGGCUCCUCUGCCAAUACCCUGCAAUCCAAACAACGUCAGCCAUGGGUAUGUGACAGUGAAGCCGGGGAUCCGCCUGCAUUUUGUGGAGAUGGGCUCUGGCCCUGCUGUGUGCCUCUGCCAUGGGUUUCCUGAGAGCUGGUUUUCAUGGAGGUACCAGAUCCCAGCUCUGGCCCAGGCAGGCUUCCGGGUUCUAGCUAUAGACAUGAAAGGCUAUGGAGACUCAUCUUCCCCUCCCGAAAUAGAAGAAUAUGCCAUGGAAGUGUUAUGUAAGGAGAUGGUAUCAUUCCUGGACAAGCUGGGGAUCCCUCAAGCAGUGUUCGUUGGCCAUGACUGGGCUGGUGUGCUGGUGUGGAGCAUGGCUCUCUUUUACCCUGAGAGAGUGAGAGCCGUGGCCAGUUUGAACACUCCGUUCAUGCCACCAAAUCCUGAGGUGCCUCCUAUGGAAGUUAUCAAAUCUAUCCCAGUUUUUAAUUAUCAGCUGUACUUCCAAGAACCAGUAAUUGACGAUUUUUGA